AAGCUUUCUGCUUGUGAAACUAUGGGGUCUGCCACCACAAUUUGCACUGACAAAACAGGUACUCUUACCCUUAAUCAGAUGAAGGUGACAAAGUUUUGGCUGGGGAAGGAAACCAUGGAUGAAGCUUAUUCUUCAAUUUCUUCAUCUGUUGUUAACUUGAUUCAUCAAGGAGUUUCUCUGAACACAACCGGAAGUGUUUACAGAGGUUCUACGGGGUCAGGAUUUGAAUUCUCUGGAAGUCCAACGGAAAAGGCAAUUCUUUCUUGGGCUGUUCUGGAGAUGAAGAUGGAUAUGGAGGAAAUGAAGAGGAAUUUCACAAUUCUCUUUGUGGAAGCAUUCAAUUCUCAGAAGAAAAAGAGCGGAGUUUUGAUCAAGAAAAAAGAAGAUAACACAGUUUAUGUUCAUUGGAAAGGAGCAGCAGAAAUGAUUUUGGCUAUGUGCUCAAGCUACUAUGAUGCUUCAGGUGUUAUGAAAGAUCUUAAUGAAGAAGAAAGGAUGGAAUUCAAGAAAAUUAUUCAGGGAAUGGCAGCAAGCAGUCUCCGAUGCAUUGCUUUUGCUCACAAACAAGUUGCAGAAACAGAGGAAGAAGAUGUGAAAGAGAAGAAAAAGCUUGAAGGGGAAAACUUGACCCUGUUGGGACUUGUGGGUAUCAAGGAUCCAUGUCGGCCAGGGGUGAAAAAGGCGGUGGAGGACUGCCGGUCUGCCGGAGUGAACAUCAAGAUGAUUACUGGCGACAAUGUCUUCACAGCAAGAGCUAUUGCCACUGAAUGUGGGAUUCUCCGGCCGGAUCAGGACAGGGAUAGUGGAGCCGUUGUGGAAGGCGAGCAAUUCCGCAACUAUACACCAGAAGAAAGGAUGGAGAAGGUGGAGAAGAUCUGCGUUAUGGCAAGAUCGUCCCCUUUUGACAAACUUCUCAUGGUACAGUGCUUGAAACAGAAAGGACAUGUAGUUGCAGUCACUGGAGAUGGUACCAAUGAUGCUCCAGCACUUAAAGAAGCUGACAUCGGAUUGUCAAUGGGGAUUCAAGGGACGGAAGUUGCGAAGGGGAGCUCCGAUAUUGUCAUCCUGGAUGACGAAUUCGCUUCCGUGGCCACCGUUUUGAAGUGGGGAAGAUGCGUUUACACCAACAUACAAAAAUUCAUUCAAUUCCAGCUGACAGUAAAUGUUGCUGCUCUGGUGAUCAACUUCAUGGCAGCCAUUUCUGCAGGAGAAGUUCCUUUAACGGCAGUUCAGCUUUUGUGGGUGAACUUGAUCAUGGACACAUUGGGUGCUCUGGCUCUAGCUACAGAGAAGCCCACCGAGGAGCUGAUGAAGAAGCCACCUGUUGGUCGCACAGAGCCUUUGAUUACCAAUAUCAUGUGGAGGAACCUCCUAGCUCAAGCUCUUUACCAGAUUAUAGUACUCCUGAUCCUGCAAUUCAGAGGAGAAUCAAUCUUCGGAGUAACUAAAGCCGUGAAUGACACCUUGAUUUUCAACACUUUUGUGCUCUGCCAAGUUUUCAAUGAAUUCAACGCGAGGAAGCUGGAGAAGAGGAACGUAUUCAAGGGCAUUCAUAAGAACAAGCUGUUUUUGGCGAUCAUCGGGAUGACCAUUGUUCUUCAAGUGGUGAUGGUGGAGUUUCUGAAGCGAUUUGCCAGUACAGAGAGGUUGAAUUGGGGACAAUGGGGGGCCUGCAUCGCCAUGGCUGCUGUCUCUUGGCCCAUCGGCUGGAUCGUCAAGUACAUACCGGUUCCAGAGAGACCAAUUUUCAGCUAUCUCAAAUGGAGGAAAUGCAGAAUUGCACAUUAUGCUUGAUAUUUCAAAUGCCCAAGUCAGGCCUACAACCAUGUCCAAAGCCCAUUUGAUUCAUGACCCAAAACUUGACCCAUUUUACACAUCCAAGCAAAUACCGAAAUGGGAACCCUAGAAAAGGGAGGAGGUCUGGAGCGUUUUGGAGGGAGACAGCAGCGGCCACAAGAGGGGGGGCACACAAAAAAAUCUCUCGAUCCUUCUCCCCUUAUAAUCCUCUUCACAGCCACCAUCACCAUUACCGUCCCAUCUUGGUUCUAUCCUUUUCACAUUCUCAACGGCAGCUCCAUCUCCAGGAUCAAGACAGCUGCACAUCAUCUCCUCCAAUCACCUCGUGCGGGGCACAUCAAAAGCAGUAGGACAGUAACUGUAGCCCCUGGGCAUCUCCUUUCUUCUCUCAAUCGCCGGCCUCCUCGGAUUCCUGUCAUCUCUGCUACUCCAGUCUCCAUUUGCGGCAAGGUUGCUUUUCAGUCCGGUUCCCUCUCCUUCUAGGUAUAACCGAAAACAGGGGAUUUUUGGGAAAGGUAGUGAGGGAGACGAACGCAGCCUGGUCCCGUGGGUGGGAUCCCUCCCUUCCGAUCCCGAUCUGCCCCCCAAAACUUCCACCUUUGUUCUGAUUUCUUUAGGCUCUUGAUGCUGUAUUGGAAUUAUAUUAGAUUAGAUAAUGACAAAUAAAUAUCAAGCAUGUUUUGUUGAAUUUCAAGAAUUUAAAUUUGAAUAUAUGUUAAGGAAAAGU
Rubroshorea leprosula is the source of this 2524-nucleotide messenger RNA. Lineage: Eukaryota; Viridiplantae; Streptophyta; Magnoliopsida; Malvales; Dipterocarpaceae. The record is from the annotation of a GenBank genome assembly.